Molecule: messenger RNA, 598 nt
Organism: Hermetia illucens (black soldier fly)
Lineage: Eukaryota; Metazoa; Arthropoda; Insecta; Diptera; Stratiomyidae
Gene: RpL35A
Product: 60S ribosomal protein L35a
Exons: 4
Coding region: 138-551 (137 amino acids)
Biological process (GO): ribosomal large subunit biogenesis; cytoplasmic translation
Cellular component (GO): cytosolic large ribosomal subunit; ribosome
Molecular function (GO): structural constituent of ribosome
Source: RefSeq, a predicted model, not a curated record
AUUAAUUGCUUCAUUCGUUUCCGCUCUCAAACACACCACACCAUAUUCACCAGAGUAACUUCUAUGUUUUGCCACUACCUGACGCUGUCAUCGACACGGAGUCUCUCUUUUCGCCAUUUCCAAAAUAUCCGUAAGCGAUGGCUGACACAGCAACAAAACCAAGCACAUCUGCAGCACCAGCUGAGAAAUCGGCCCCCGGGCUCAGACGCAAAAGGCACGGCCGCCUCUACGCCAAGGCCGUCUUCACCGGCUACAAACGUGGUCUUAGGAAUCAACACGAAAACCAGUGCAUCUUGAAGGUCGAUGGCGCCCGCAGGAAGGAACACGGCCGCUUCUACAUUGGCAAACGUUGUGUUUACGUCUACAAGGCAAAGACCCGCAAGUGCGUGCCCCAACACCCAGAACGGAAGACCAAGAUCCGCGCAAUCUGGGGCAAGGUAACUCGCACCCACGGAAACAGUGGAUCCGUCCGCGCCCGAUUCCGCAGGAACUUGCCCGGUCAUGCGAUGGGACAACGCAUUAGAAUUAUGCUGUACCCUUCAAGCAUCUAAGCAGGAUACAAACUAAUUUUAUAAAUGAGAAAAUAUAAAAAAAAAAA